AUGCACCAUCUCCUGGAGCAGUCCGCGGACAUGGCGACGGCGCUGCUGGCCGGAGAGAAGCUGCGCGAGCUGAUCCUGCCCGGCGCGCAGGACGACAAGGCGGGCGCGCUAGCGGCGCUGCUCCUGCAGCUUAAGCUCGAGCUGCCCUUCGACCGCGUGGUCACCAUCGGCACCGUGCUCGUCCCCAUCCUGCUGGUCACCCUGGUCUUCACCAAGAACUUCGCAGAGGAGCCCAUUUACUGCUACACGCCGCACAACUUCACUCGCGACCAGGCGCUGUACGCUCGCGGCUACUGCUGGACGGAGCUGCGGGACGCGCUGCCCGGCGUGGACGCCAGCCUGUGGCCGUCGCUGUUUGAGCACAAGCUGCUGCCCUACUCGCUGCUGGCCUUUGCCGCCAUCAUGUACGUGCCCGCGCUGGGCUGGGAGUUCCUGGCCUCCACCCGCCUCACCUCCGAGCUCAACUUCCUGCUGCAGGAGAUCGACAACUGCUACCACCGUGCGGCCGAGGGCCGCGCCCCCAAGAUCGAAAAGCAGAUCCAGUCCAAGGGGCCCGGCAUCACGGAGCGCGAGCGGCGCGAGAUCAUCGAGAACGCCGAGAAGGAGAAGAGCCCCGAGCAGAACCUGUUCGAGAAGUACCUGGAGCGCCGCGGCCGCAGCAACUUCCUGGCCAAGCUGUACCUGGCGCGGCACCUGCUCAUCCUGCUGCUCAGCGUGGCGCCCAUCUCCUACCUGUGCACCUACUACGCCACCCAGAAGCAGAACGAGUUCACGUGCGCGCUGGGCGCGUCCCCGGACGGGCCGGCUGGCGGGGGCCCGGCCGUGCGCGUCAGCUGCAAGCUCCCGUCCGUGCAGCUGCAGCGCAUCGUGGCGGGCGUGGACAUCGUGCUGCUGUGCGCCAUGAACCUCAUCAUCCUCGUCAACCUCAUCCACCUGUUCAUCUUCCGCAAGAGCAACUUCAUCUUCGACAAGCUGCACAAGGUGGGCAUCAAGACGCGCCGGCAGUGGCGCCGCUCCCAGUUCUGCGACAUCAACAUCCUGGCCAUGUUCUGCAACGAGAACCGCGACCACAUCAAGUCGCUCAACCGGCUGGACUUCAUCACCAACGAGAGCGACCUCAUGUACGACAACGUGGUGCGGCAGCUGCUGGCCGCGCUGGCCCAGUCCAACCACGACGCCACGCCCACCGUGCGCGACGCGGGCGUGCAGACCGUGGACCCCAGCGCCAACCCGGCCGAGCCCGACGGCGCCGCCGAGCCGCCCGUCGUCAAGCGGCCGCGCAAGAAGAUGAAGUGGAUCCCCACCGGCAACCCGCUGCCGCAGCCCUUCAAGGAGCCACUGGCCAUCAUGCGCGUGGAGAACAGCAAGGCCGAGAAGCCCAAGCCCGUCCGCCGCAAGACGGCCACGGACACGCUGAUCGCGCCGCUGCUGGACGCGGGCGCGCGCGCCGCGCACCACUACAAGGGCGGCGGGGGCGACGCGGGGCCCGCUCCCGACAAGAAGCACGCGCGCCACUUCUCCCUGGACGUGCACCCCUACAUCCUGGGCACCAAGAAGGCCAAGCCCGAGGCCGUGCCCGCCACCGCCCUGCCCGCCUCCCGGAGCCAGGAAGGGGGUUUCCUGUCCCAGGCGGAGGAGUGUGCGCUGGGCUUGGCCUCAGCACCCACCAAAGAUGCUCCGCUCCCUGACAAGGAGAUCCUGUACCCAGCAGAGCCAGCCCGGGCCACGCUUCCUUCCGGGGGCCCGUUUCACGUCUGCUCGCCCCCAGCAGCCCCCGCCACAGCCCCUCUGUCGCCAGCCACUCUGGGCAAAGCUGACCCGCUCGCCAUCCUGAGCCGCAAUGCCACGCACCCACUGCUGCACAUCAGCACGCUGUAUGAAGCCCGGGAAGAGGAGGACGGGGGUCCCCGGGCCCCCCCAGAUGUGGGCAGCCUCAUCGCCAUCCCACCCCCCCAGCAGAUCCUCAUCGCCACCUUCGACGAGCCGAGGACAGUAGUGAGUACUGUGGAGUUCUGAGGAACAGGGCUGCCCGGGCCAUUACACAGCCCUCCGCAUGACCAAGGAGUGCUGCGGACUCCAGCCCCACGGGGAUGUGGUCUCUGCUUCACCCAGCACUGCCCGCACCUCCUGGCCUCCUGUCCGCAUGCCACGGGGCUGAGCACCUGGCCCGCCCGCCCCCCAAGACAGCAUCGUUGGGGGUGCUGGCUGGGCCAGGGGCUGGCCUUGACCCCAGCGGAGCCCCCAGCCAGGAAGGCCUGCAGCCGCCCCCGCCCCCACCCCCACCCCCCAUCCCUGCAUCAGGCACUCGGCCGUGAGGUGAAGAGUCUAUUUUUU
This is a messenger RNA of Neomonachus schauinslandi (Hawaiian monk seal), 2334 nucleotides long. RefSeq names its product pannexin 2 (gene PANX2). The transcript is spliced from 3 exons. The record is from RefSeq and is a predicted model, not a curated record. Gene Ontology annotation, molecular function: channel activity. Bases 1 to 2016 code for a protein of 671 amino acids. Lineage: Eukaryota; Metazoa; Chordata; Mammalia; Carnivora; Phocidae. Gene Ontology annotation, biological process: monoatomic cation transport; positive regulation of interleukin-1 production.